GCUGUAUCUGCUUCUCCGUUUGGCAAGGGCGACCGAGAGUCCCUGUUGCCAUUUGGUCUUUAGAGCCUCUGAAGCCCGCGGGAAGUCCUUCGGAAAGCUUCGUAUUAUUCUAGCCCUCCAGUGGGGGAACUGAGGCAGAGGGAGCCAGCUGGUCUAGGAUGGCCCCGGCGAAGGUCCCACUUCUCUGCCUCCUGCUGCUCGGGCUCCUGGUGUUCCAGGCGCACGUGUGCCCUGCGCCCUGCCGCUGCUACAGCCUGACCGUGGAGUGUGGCUCUUUGGGGCUGAAGGACAUUCCAGGGGGCCUCUCCCCCAACACCCAGACCAUUUUCCUGCAGGACAACAGCAUCACCCAGAUCCGGCAGCAGGAGCUGGCUUCUCUCCUGGACCUGCAGUACCUCUACAUGCAGAACAACAGCAUUUCCGCCCUGGAGCCUGGCGCCUUCCACCACCAGAACCGGCUGCUGGAGCUGGCGCUGAACGGCAACCGCAUCCAUUUGAUCAACAGCAGCAUCUUCAAGGGCCUGGAGCACCUGCGCGUCCUCUACCUCUCGGCCAACCAGGUCACCCGCCUGCCGGACUUCACCUUUUGCGACUUGGAGAGACUGCAGGAGCUCCACCUGCAAGAGAACAGCAUUGAGAUUCUGGAGGACCAGGCGCUGACCGGGCUGACCUCCCUAGCCCUGCUGGACCUCAGCAAGAACAACCUGCGCACCAUCAGCCGGGUGACCUUGAGGCCGGUCAUCAGUCUGCAAGUGCUGAGACUGACAGAGAAUCCAUGGCGAUGCGACUGCGCUCUGCACUGGCUCAGCAGCUGGAUCCGAGAGGAAGGCCAGAGGCUCCUGAGCCCCCUGGACAAGAAGAUCGAGUGUUCGGAGCCACCACGCCUGGCCUACCAAAGCCUAGCGGACGUUUCCGGCAACAGCUUGAUCUGCAUCCCUCCGGUCGUACAAGUGCAACCACUUGAAGUCAUGGCCCGCCUGGGUGAAGACCUGCGCAUCUCCUGUCAGGCCUCGGGCUACCCACAACCACUCGUGACCUGGCGUAAACUGGCCCACUGGCGGGCCGGGGGCUCCAGGGGAAGCCGGACCCGGCUUCCCAGUGGAAGCUUUGAGCUGAGAGAGCGCAGCGUCGGGGAGCGUUUUGAGCAGUCAGACACCGGCAGCGGGAUGCUGUUCCUGAACAACGUGACGGUGUCCCAUGCCGGGAAAUACGAAUGUGAGGCCUCCAAUCCCGGGGGGAUGGCCCAGGUGGUCUUCCACCUCAUGGUUAACCUCUCACAGCAUCAGCAACAAUCGCAGGGCUACCCAGCGUCGGUAGACAUCAGCCAGGAGCCCCUCUACGACAUGGAGAGCAUGGACUUCCACGCCCUGGGCAUGGCCACGCAGACGGCCAUCGCCGUGGCCAUCUCCCUGCUGGCCCUGGUGGCCCUCCUCUUGGUGAUCAUGAUCUACCGGAAACACCGCAAGCGGAAAAAGGCGAAGAAGGAGGAGAACAUUUUAUACGUCAACGACUAUUCCGACGGGCCCACCACUUUCGCGCAGCUGGAAGAGUACCGAGACGAGAGGGGCCACGAAAUGUUUGUGAUUGACCGCAACAAGCCCCUCUUUGCCACCUAUAAGGACCCCCAAGGCCUGGCAGGGGUCUUCCCGGAGCAGCUCCAAGACCAAGCGACUCAGACUCUGGAAGGAGAAGAAGAGGCUCCCCAAGAAGACAGCGAGCUCUUCGCCAACCAGGGAGUGAUGCUCCAGCCUCAGAUAGCGUACGAAAUCCACUGCUGAGUGGAGUUACGGAAGUUGGGGUGAAUGGACACCCCUCCCCCCAAUGGAGCUGUUGUCUUGACCUCCUCCUACCAUUGUCUGCUUAAGUUCGGGGCCUUGAGUGGAGGAACCUGUGUUGGUGGACCAUUCCACAGGUUGCAGAGAGGACUCGUGUAUGUUCAACGAGAGAAGCCACCCUGUGGUUAACUCCUGGGGCACGUUCGGCCCUCACCAUGUUGAUCAUCCCCAUCCCGUUGUCCAAUGUUCUCUGAAAGGGACGUGGAGCAAUUCACGAGGGUCCCUCGUGUUCACCUUCAAAUCUGAAAGCAUAGCACGCCAGAAUAGCUUUGCUACAAAGGUCACCUUAGGCCAGCAUUUUGCUUCUCACUGUGAUUGAUCAGAUUCCUCCAGGACACUCACAAGCAAGAGAGGGAUCCACACCACCUCCUCCUCUUCCUCCCUCCGACGUUGUUCCUCAGCACACAGGACCUGGAGGCACCUUACUCACCAAGCUGGACACCUUCAAAUGAUAGACCUGUCAAAAGCGUGAUAGGAUAGCUGAUGGACAGCAAUGGGUUUUGAUCCCUGAACGUUUCCCAGCCAUCAGCUGUGACCCUCCCUGGGCAUUCUGCAACUGGAUGUAAGGACUUUACACACAAAGCUUUUGGUCACAGUCAGCAGAGAAAGUGCAGCUUGGAAAAAAACUCACCGAAGGCUGGAUAAGAGGUUCACUGUGCAAAUUUGACCAAAACUGUGCAAAUUUGACCAAAAUUUCAGUGAUGAAGGGAUGACAUUUACAGUCCCUCACGCAGGUUGAGUGGGACACUCAAGUUUUUUGAGGGGCCUUGCCUGUCAUUUUGCUUUAAAAGGAUAAAAAUAAUGUCACAGUCCCAAGCUGCAACAGCGGCAUUUGUAGAAUGCAGGGGGAAAAAACCCUCCUUAUUUCCACCUUACAGGCGGUCGGUCCUUGCCUUAUGACCACAGUUGAGCCCAAAAUUUCUGUGGCUAAGCAGGACAGUUCUUAAGUAGUUUUUGCCCCCAUUUUGUAACUUGCUUGCCACCGUUGUUAAACGACUCACUGGUUUCUCCAUUGACUUUAGCUUGUCAGAAGUCACAAAAUGUGAUCACAUAACCGCGGGGACGCUGCGACCGUCAUAAAUGUGACUCAGUUGCCAAGUGUCAGAAUGUUGAUCACAUAACUGCGGGGACACUGCGACCGUCAUAAAUGUGACUCAGUUGCCAAGUGUCAGAAUGUUGAUCACGUAACCGCGGGGACACUGCGACCGUCAUAAAUGUGACUCAGUUGCCAAGUGUCAGAAUGUUGAUCACGUAACCGCGGGGAUGCUGCGACCGUCAUAAAUGUGACUCAGUUGCCAAGUGUCAGAAGGUUGAUCACGUAACCGUGGGGACGCUGCGACCGUCAUAAAUGUGACUCAGUUGCCAAGUGUCAGAAGGUUGAUCACGUAACCGCGGGGACGCUGCGACCGUCAUAAAUGUGACUCAGUUGCCAAGUGUCAGAAUGUUGAUCACGUAACCGCGGGGACGCUGCGACCGUCAUAUAUGUGACACAGUUGCCAAACGUCAGAAGGUUGAUCACGUAACCGCGGGGACGCUGCGACCGUCAUAAAUGUGACUCAGUUGCCAAGUGUCAGAAUGUUGAUCACAUAACCAUGAAAUCAGCUGUGCCCCCAAAGCACAGGCAACAGCAUAGCCGUGUAGUUGCACCAGGAGCAAAAUGGCUGCGUGCGAGAUUUUUUUCUCAAGCAAAGAAGCCAAUUAAAUAUAGCCAGCAUCUCCUGGCUACUGAGGCUGUGUUGUCUUCUUUUAGGGAAUUGGAGGCAGGGGAUAAUGGGGAAGAGAAUCUUGGUUCUGCUGAAGGAUUUCUGGUGGCUGAAACAGUUUCUUGCUGUCAGGCUGCACGUGGCUGGGAAGGUGCCUACUUAUGCGAUGGCAUCUCUCUCACCAACAUCGUUUAUUCAUUUUCUUAAAUUUAUAUGUCACUCGUCUCACUGUCAAAUGACUCUGGCCGGCUUACAAAUAUCCUAAAAACAGGUACAAAUGUUGGAGCAUGAAAUAUUAAAUAAUUAAACAAAUUACCAGCCCAAA
Crotalus tigris (Tiger rattlesnake) is the source of this 3863-nucleotide messenger RNA. It is a transcript of the gene LRRC24, whose product is annotated as leucine rich repeat containing 24. The transcript is spliced from 5 exons. The coding region runs from base 159 to 1778 and encodes 539 amino acids. Gene Ontology annotation, molecular function: protein binding. NCBI's taxonomy places the organism in Eukaryota, Metazoa, Chordata, Lepidosauria, Squamata, Viperidae. The record is from RefSeq and is a predicted model, not a curated record.